AUGGACUCAGGCUACGCGCGGGGAGCUCAGGCCAAGACCGCCCUCCACGACGAGCUUAAUUCCACGAUCAGCGGCAUCAGCAGCUUUGCGUAUGGCCCGGUGGCAAAGGUCGACAAGCUGGCCCUGCGGAAGCUCGCGCACCAAUUAGCAGACCACUGCAAGUCCGAUGAUCUGGUGGAGGUGAUAGUGCAGCUGGGGGCGGUGCCCGCCGUCGUCCCGCUGCUCAUGCUGGGCGACACGCUGGACGGGCCGUCCACAGGGUUUGAUGACAUCAAGAAGGAGGCCUGCUUUAUCCUGGGCCUCCUGGCAGUCAAGCCAGAGUAUCAGGCCCAGAUCUCCCAGGCAGGCGCCCUGCCCGGCCUCGUGAAGCUGCUGCGCGCGCACAAGCCGACGGCGGUGACGCGCGUAGUGCCAGGCAGCGGCGGCGUCGCGCGGCGCGCAGCGGACGCGAUCACGAACCUGGCGCACGAAAACGUGGACAUCAAGAACCAGGUGCGCAAGGAGCAGGGCAUUCCCCCGCUGGUGGCGCUGCUGGAGGCGUGGGACAUCAAGGUGCAGCGCGCUGGCGCGGGCGCCCUGCGCACGCUGGCCUUCAAGAACGAGGACAACAAGAGGCAGAUUGUAGAGUGCGGUGCGCUGCCGCUGCUCAUACAGAAGCCCGUGCUCGUCGGCUCUGAUGGCUGCGGCCCUGCGCCCCCUGUGCCGCGCCUAUUUGCGUCCCAGAUGCUGCGGUCCGAGGAUGUGGGCGUGCACUAUGAGGCGGUCGGCGUGAUCGGCAACCUCGUGCACAGCAGCCAGGACAUCAAGCGCCAAGUGCUGUCUGAGGGCGCACUGCAGCCGGUGAUCAAUCUGCUGAGCAGCCCGUGCGCCGAGAGCCAGCGAGAGGCGGCGCUGCUGCUGGGCCAGUUCGCGACGACCGACAACGCGUUCAAGGCGCGCAUCUCCCAGCGCGGCGCCAUCCCGCCGCUGAUCCGCAUGCUGGCCGCGCCGGACACUGCGCUGCGGGAGAUGGCGGCGUUUGCGCUGGGCCGGCUCGCGCAGGACUCGGAGAACCAGGCGGGCAUCGUGCAGGCUGGCGGCCUGCGGCCGCUGCUGGAGCUGCUGGAGUCGGCGCAGUACAACCUGCAGCACAACGCGGCGUUUGCGCUGUACGGCCUCAGCGACAACGAGGACAACGUGGGCGACAUUGUGCGGGAGGGCGGGAUGCAGCGGCUGCUGGAGUGCAGCGAGAGGCUGCAGGUGCAGGCGUCAAAGGACUGCGUGCACAAGACCAUCACGCGCAUAGAGAACAAGCUCGCCAGCCCGCGCGUCCUGUCCCACUGCACCUACAUGCUGCGCUCCCUAGACCGCGCGGUACAGCAGCGCGUCGCCGUCGCGCUGGCGCGCCACGUGCCGGCCGGCGGCGCGCUGGCGCCCAUUUUUGUAGACAAGGCCGGCCUGGACGUGCUGCUGGCGCUGGUGACAGAGCAGCCGGGGCCCGCGUACGCCGCCGACCCGUCGAUGCACCGCGACGGCGCCGCGGCGUUGCUGCAGCUGGCGAACAAGGUCAACGCCAACGCGCCAAUACACGCGAUGUGA
Monoraphidium neglectum is the source of this 1578-nucleotide messenger RNA. RefSeq lists its product as hypothetical. The record is from RefSeq and is a predicted model, not a curated record. Gene Ontology annotation, molecular function: protein binding. Bases 1 to 1578 code for a protein of 525 amino acids. The transcript is spliced from 10 exons. NCBI's taxonomy places the organism in Eukaryota, Viridiplantae, Chlorophyta, Chlorophyceae, Sphaeropleales, Selenastraceae.